AAGAGAGAGAGAGAGCAGGGAAAGGCUGACAGGGCAGCACUUGGCUUCUGAGCCAGGAGGGGGAGGGGGAAAGCCCCACUUCCCAGUGGGUCCCAACGAGCUAGAGGUGAAAAGCCAAGCCAGGGGGUGCCCUAGCCCUCCGACAUCACCAAAGGUGUGGGUGUGAGCCGGCCCGCAGGAGAGGGGAGGAGACUCCAAUGUUUAAACUUCCCAGCCCCGGUGGCUUUGGCAUGCUGGAUGGAGCCAAGGGGGAGCAGCUAAGGCGCUAGACCCGGCUCUUGCAGAGGACAGGCAGCUCCGCCGGCGUGGAGAAGCCCAGCGUGGAAGGCGGACCGCAGGGAGGACUGGGGCUUGCUGGACCGGAUUGAGGACUGCAGGGUCCUUGGGCAGGAGUGGGCAAUAACCAACCCCCCCUCCCAGCAGUGCAGCGUUGCAGUUAAACUGGAGCUAACUUGGUAACCUGCCCCCCCAGGUCACCCCACUCUGGAUUGUGUCGGGGCCCGGCCUUGCUUCGCGCCGCGAUGUAUCAGAGCCUGGCCAUGGCCGCGAACCACGGCCCCCCAGCCUACGAGGGGGCCGGGGGGUUCAUGCACGGCGGGGCGGCCGCCUCCCCCGUCUACGUGCCCACCACCCGGGUCACCUCCAUGCUCCCCAGCCUGCCCUACCUCCAGAGCGGCGGCUCCUCCCAGCAGGCCAGCCCGGCCUCCAGCCACUCCAUCUGGACGCAGCCCGGCGCCGAGCCCGCCGCCUACAACCCCGGAGCCUCCCACCCGCCCGUCUCGCCCCGCUUCUCCUUCUCGCCCGGCGCCUCCCGGGAGGCCGCCCCGUACAGCAGCCCGCUGAGCCGGGAGCAGUACGGCCGGGGCUUCGGGGGCUCCUACUCCGGCCCCUACCCCGCCUACAUGAGCCCGGAGAUGGGCACCACGUGGAGCGCCUCGCCCUUCGACAGCCCCAUGCUGCACAACCUGCCCAACCGGGGCGCCGCGGGAGCCGCCCGCCACGCCAACCUCGCAGAGUUCUUUGACGACUAUUCUGAGGGGCGAGAAUGCGUCAACUGUGGAGCCAUGUCCACCCCACUGUGGAGGAGAGACGGCACGGGCCACUACCUGUGCAACGCAUGCGGGCUCUACCACAAGAUGAACGGCAUCAACCGACCGCUGAUCAAACCCCAGAGGCGGCUGUCCGCCUCCCGCCGCGUUGGGCUCUCUUGUGCCAACUGUCAUACGACCACGACCACGCUGUGGCGCAGAAACGCUGAAGGCGAGCCGGUCUGCAACGCCUGCGGACUGUACAUGAAACUCCACGGGGUCCCAAGGCCUUUAGCAAUGAGAAAAGAGGGGAUUCAAACGAGGAAACGUAAGCCGAAGAACCUUAACAAAUCCAAGACACCAGCAGGGCCAUCCAGUAGUGAGAGUCUUACCCCCACCACCAGCUCCACCAGUAACACCAACACCACCACCAACACCGAGGAAAUGCGCCCCAUAAAGACGGAACCGGGGCUUUCAUCUCAUUAUGGGCACCCGAGCCCUAUUUCUCAGGUAAUGACGCAGGAAGAAAAGAUCAAGAGAUAUGACAAAGAUGUGAACUUUAAUGCAUUCUCAGUCACCGCGAUGUCUGGGCACGGAUCUUCUAUUCACCCUGCUAUUUCAGCCCUGAAGCUUUCCCCACAGGGCUACCAGUCAGCCAUGAGCCAACCUCCACAGGCCAGCUCCAAACAGGACUCCUGGAAUAGCCUGGUGUUAGCCGAAAGCCAUGGAGACAUCAUAACUGCAUAAUCUCUUCCUCCUCCCAUGGACUUCAGGCUCACCCGCAUGAGAUACAAAGAUGCCACGUAAUAAUCAAGCAAAAGCUGUUUGCUUUUUUCCCUUUCUCCUCGAGGGAAAUAUGAUGGGAUUCUGGAAGAACAAUUCCAUACGGCAUUAUAAAGAGGACUUCCAGGAACAGCUAAUCCUAAAUAAGCAGAGAAGACCCAGUUUCAGAAUAACAGUGGCUGAUCUGAAUCUUUCCCUUUUAAAAAAAACAGAUUGUAACCACUUUCUAUGAAACAGCUAGAAACAAAGACAGGACUCAGGUGUUUUUUAAACUUCUGGCUUUGACAUCUCGGACAGCGAUGGCACGGAGACACUUUCUUCUUCUCACCAUCCAUUCAUUUCCUAACCAGGUCAGCCCAGGAGAAAAUGCCAUCACCUUGUUAUAGCCCAAAGGCAGAGAUUUGAUGACCUUCCAUUCAGCGAAGCCGGCUCCAGGACAAUUUGUUGCGUAGACUUAAUCUGACACAACUUUGGCUGCUUUCGUGGAUUUUAAUACCGUGAUUCAGUUUAAGAAGAAAGAAGAACUCCGCUCACACAUCUACCAAAACCUCCAAAGCUUUGUUUUCAUGUUAGCAAGGAGUCAGAGAUCCGAACCAUUGUACUUAUUUAACAGGAACGAUUUUAUCUUUCCCAAUUAUGGGAUCGUGUUUCCAGAAGGCUGAGCCUGGAGAAGGUCUCCGAGCCAGACCUAACGCUUCGGUGAAAGUCUUUGCGAGUUGCGGGGGAAGAGACCCAGAGAGUUUAUGAAAAACAUGGCGGAAAAUGUUGGAUUCUGCCCUUUGAGAUAGCGAGGAGCCUGGCUCGAGGAUCCCUAGAACAGGGGAGCACUGUGAUUGCUGCCGUAACAUGGUGCUGCAAUUGUGUAUGACCCUGUGGCCUAUCACAAUUAAUUAUUUUACAGUCUUUCUGAUGUCCGUUGCCAUUGAUAAAUCUGAUUUUCUUUUUUCCAAGGCAGUAUCUGCCUUUUACCCCAAACGCGGACCUGUGUCCCUCCCCCACGUCCAAUCAAAGCCAAUUAGCAAUUCAGCUUUCCUAAAGGCAUCACCAUGGGCAGAAAGCUGCUUUGUGAUCAUCCACUGUGUAACUGAACAUCAUAGGCAGGGAAAAUCUCGUCGCCAGCUACGCAUGAGCACACAGCUGUGAUGCCCGUGGGACAAGCUUAAUUACAUGUAUUUUUUAAAUAUGAAGAGACUAGUGUUGUCUCCCCACAAGGCCCAGAAGAGUGGCUGCCCCAUGGAGAGCCAGCCCUAUUUGUCUAGGCAGAGAACUUCUUGGGGCCCUUUUGAUCAACCAAACAGGUUCCCCCAUCUCCUUCUCUCCCCCUCAGCUCUCAGGCACCCAUCUCUCCUCUCGUCUGCCCAACCUUUCUAUCUGUCCUCCUUAGAGUCAAAACUUGACUAUGUAAAGCACUAAAAGAAAAUAUAGAGGGGGGAGAGAUUGUGCCCCCCAGAUCCAUAUACAAAGGGGUCCUCGGUGUGUGAGUCUCUCCUGAACAGACGGGGUGGAGGUGGCCCCUAAGCUGUCGCCAUGGCAACAUUCCCCAUCUCCCUCCAACCCUGCAAAGGCCUCUCUGUAGGUUUGAAGUCAACACCAGGUAGGGUGACCAGAUGUCCCGAUUUUAUAGGGAUAGUCCAGAUUUUUGGGUCUUUUUCUUAUAUAGGCUCCUAUUGCCCCCCAUCCCUGUCCCGAUUUUUUACACUUGCUCUCUGGUCACCCUAACACCAGGGUGAGUGGGUGGGAACGCAAUGGCCAGAGAUGGGGCUGUGGACAGACAAAGGGCUGUUUUGUCUCUCCACUGCAACUUCCCUGGCUGGUGCGAUGCCCCUUUAAGGGGGUGUUGCUGGGGCAGGCGCAGCUGGGGAGAUGCUAAUGGAGCUGUGCUGACAGGGACUGGGAGCAAGGGGUGCAGCAUUGCAGUGGAAGCGUGGACCCUUCCAGUUCUCCUGGGAUCUGAAUAGAUCCUUGGAGAUCCACAGGGUUUCUGGAUGGGUUCCACAGCUGAUUGCAGGUGGGUGGUAACUGCACCCCCUGGUGGCGGAACAAUGUGGCAGGAGAUCCUUGCGGUGUUUUUCUCACCAUGAGACACCUCCCAUAGGGUAUCCUGCAGUAGGGUGGGCAUGAUCCAGCCAAUAAUAAGGAACAAUCCUGCACAGGGCCCACGGGAAUGGAUUCCAUGACCUGCUAUGUCUUUUCCAUCUCUAACUUCUAAGAUUCCCAGAGUCUCUAUCUCCAUCACCCCUCAUCCUCUUACCUUGCAAGGACCGGUGUCAAGGUUGGUCUGAUUAACAUCUUCAUUAAUGAUCUAGAAGAGGCAGUACAUGAGGUAUUAAUAAAAUCUGCAGAUGAUACUGAAUGAUCUACCGCUCAUAGUAAGUUGUGAAUGCUAGUGAGGACAGAAAAACAAUACAGACGGUACUAGGCCUAAUUAAAUAUAUGGGAGUUUUUCUGUUGACUUCAGUGAGCUUUGAAUCGGGCCCAUAGCGAGGUUAAAAACAUGGUCAGAAAAGACCAACAGGGCAUUCAGGCUGGAAAAAUACAAGCUCAUCCACCUGGGGGGGAAAUAACACAAAAGACAAUGUGAUUUUGAGAUGACUGCACAGAGGCAGCAAACAGCUGACAGCAUCUCCCUGAGCAUGGGUGUGGUUCUUCUGGCUAGGAUCUUCUUUCACUGGAUCCUUCAGCCAGCCUUCUCCCUGAGUAACAGCACCUCUUUCAAUCUGGUGAACUCGCUGUCCACCUGUGCCUGAAACUGCCCUAGACAUUCCUUUCCCUGAGAGAGAUGCACACUCACACAAACACACCUUGAACUUGACCUAAAGUAAUGCCAACAUCCGGGGACAUUUUAAAGUAGGUUGGGCAAAACACUAGUAAAUGUAGAAGUUCAAGUAUCGUACCUUGAUGGGGAGCAGGGCUAGAUGGUCUUCUAGCUGCUUGCCAUCUCUGGAAUCUAAGACCCAAAGCAAACAGAAAGUUCCUUUCUCUCUGUGAGUCCAUUCAAUGGUUUGCCCCUGCCCGUCCUUCAGGUCUGGGGGGAGAUUUUGGAGCUAGGGCUAGGACUCUUCUGGAAAAGCAAUGCGUAAGGGAGUUUUUGAGGGUCUUUUCACGAAGAGACGUAGCCACCUGUGAAGCAGGGAGCUUUGGGGGCAUGAGGAGAGCAGUUUUGCUACGGUUAGCAGAAAAGUGAAUUGUUUCAAUAUUCUUCAUGUAUCCUUAUUUCUCUCUCCGUUGUACACAGCAGAAGUACAGAUGAAUCAAGAGAGCUUCUUGUUCUACUGCUCUCUUAAAUCAUCCAACACUGCUCUCAGAUAUUUUAGAUCCACAGCCCUAGACUACUUCCCACCCAAUAGCGUUGUUCUUAAUCAAGUUUAUGAUGGUAGUGCCUAGGGAUCCACCGAGAAUGGGGCCUCAUUGUACUAGGCGCUGCAUAAACCCAGAGUAGCAGACAGUCCCUGUCCCAAAGAGCUCACAAUCUAAAUAGCUGUUAGACAUUAGCUAGAGACUAAGCUAAUUAUUAUUCUUAUUUAUUAUUUGUAUUAUUUUAGCUCCUAGGAGCCCCAGUCGUGGACAAGGACCUGGUUGUGCUAGGUGCUCUACAAACAGGAUGGGAAAUCAACAUAUUAAUUCAAACGCAAGGCUUCCAAGUAAUUAGUCUGCGAAAGCCAGCAGUGGGCUGAAUGUCAGUUGCAAGAUCUAGGACCAUGUACAGAUCCUUCUGCAGGUCGUAGAGACUUCAGCAGGGGGUGAUGUUGAGGAAGGCGAUCAUAUUUAUUAGGCUGAUGAAUCCUAGAAAUGGGGGAGAUCUGAGAAACCUCCUAAGAGGUGUUAUGAAGCAAUGAGGUCAGAGCGCAACGGCCUUCGGAGGUUUGCUACAGCCCAUUGUAAAGCAAGGGUCCAUUUAUAAAUUGGGGGGGGGGGGUGUUUGUCUUUCAGCCACUCCCUUCUUUAGUUUGGAGGGGAGGGGGUUGGAUCCAGAGUUGCGGGGAGCGGGGAUUUGCUUGUUUUGGUUUUGGUUCUGGCCCAUCUCUAAUUACAAUAAGAUGAGCAGGUUACUGAAAGCUUAUAAAGACAAGAUUAUUUAUUAUUUGUAUUACAGUAUGAUCAGUGGUCUCAAUCAGGGCCCCAUUGUGUUAGGCGCUGUGCAAAAAACAGAGCACCCUAUCCUGCCUUAAAGAGCUUAAAAUUGGAAGGCCCCGAUCUUGCAAACACAUAAGCACAUGCAUAAAUUCACUCAUGCGAGUAGCCCCAUAAAAAUCAAUGAGGUUCCUCACGUGAGUAAAUUUAUAUAUGUACUUUAAAGGUUUGCAGGAUCAGGGUCUAAGCUGCAAAUACCAGUAGGAUCAGACCUCUGCUAUGGGCCCUUUGGCAAUCUAGGGACAUGCGGAGAAGGUAUCCAUGGUGGACACUGGUGGGUUAGAAAGGUCAUUUACCAGUACUAAUUGUCUUUCCUCUUUGUGAAAGUGCAAUAUCUUUAAUCACAUGCAUUUUUUUAUCAGAAAAGAUCUGUAUUUCGAUUGCAGUCUUACUGGCUGAUUGGAACGUCUCUGAUCAGGAAGCGUUAAGGAAUUUUGAAGGGGAGUUGUAAUGCUGAUCAACAAUUCUUAAUGUAACUCUGAAGCUGUGACUAUGUUGUGGGGUUUUUUGUUUUUGUUUUUCCUUUUGUAAAGUUUGAUGCUUCCCAAACUCAUCGGGAAGGUCCCCAUGAAAACAGACACUUAUUUGUAAGGGGGGUGGGGGUAAAUGAACAAGCUGUAAUUAUUUAAAGAUGUAAAAAAAUAUAUAUUAUGAAUUAGUAUGGCUACCAAUCCACAUAACUUCUACACCUUUCGAACUAAUGGAAAUAAAACAAUGGUAAUAAAAA
This is a messenger RNA of Trachemys scripta elegans, 6669 nucleotides long. It is a transcript of the gene GATA4, whose product is annotated as GATA binding protein 4. Gene Ontology annotation, biological process: cell fate commitment; positive regulation of transcription by RNA polymerase II; negative regulation of transcription by RNA polymerase II. Bases 522 to 1775 code for a protein of 417 amino acids. Gene Ontology annotation, molecular function: DNA-binding transcription factor activity, RNA polymerase II-specific; zinc ion binding; RNA polymerase II cis-regulatory region sequence-specific DNA binding. Gene Ontology annotation, cellular component: nucleus. The record is from RefSeq and is a predicted model, not a curated record. NCBI's taxonomy places the organism in Eukaryota, Metazoa, Chordata, Testudines, Emydidae. The transcript is spliced from 7 exons.